This is a messenger RNA of Dreissena polymorpha, 2039 nucleotides long. RefSeq lists its product as uncharacterized. NCBI's taxonomy places the organism in Eukaryota, Metazoa, Mollusca, Bivalvia, Myida, Dreissenidae. The coding region runs from base 2 to 1270 and encodes 422 amino acids. The record is from RefSeq and is a predicted model, not a curated record. The transcript is spliced from 3 exons.
AAUGACAGAUAGUACCACAACCGAUACUAGUACCCAAACAAUAACAGAUAGUAUCACAAUAACAUACAGUAUCACAACCGAUACUAGUACCCAAACAAUGACAGAUAGUAUCACAACUGAUACUAGUACGCAAACAAUGACAGAUAGUAUCACAACUGAUACUAGUACCCAAACAAUGACAGAUAGUAUCACAACUGAUACUAGUACCCAAACAAUGACAGAUAGUAUCACAACUGAUACUAGUACGCAAACAAUGACAGAUAGUAUCACAACUGAUACUAGUACCCAAACAAUGACAGAUAGUAUCACAACUGAUACUAGUACGCAAACAAUGACAGAUAGUAUCACAACUGAUACUAGUACCCAAACAAUGACAGAUAGUAUCACAACUGAUACUAGUACCCAAACAAUGACAGAUAGUAUCACAACUGAUACUAGUACGCAAACAAUGACAGAUAGUAUCACAACUGAUACUAGUACCCAAACAAUGACAGAUAGUAUCACAACUGAUACUAGUACCCAAACAAUGACAGAUAGUAUCACAACUGAUACGAGUACGCAAACAAUGACAGAUAGUAUCACAACUGAUACUAGUACCCAAACAAUGACAGAUAGUAUCACAACUAAUACUAGUACCCAAACAAUGACAGAUAGUAUCACAACUGAUACUAGUACCCAAACAAUGACAGAUAGUAUCACAACUGAUACUAGUACCCAAACAAUGACAGAUAGGAUCACAACUGAUAGUACCACAACUGAUAGUACCACGACAAUGACAGAUAGUACCACAUUAAUGACAGAAAAUACCACAUCAAUGACAGAUAGUGCCACAACAAUGACAGAUGGUACCACACCAAUGACAGAAAGAACCUCAACAAUGACAGAUAGUACCAAAACAAUGACAGAUAGUACCACGACUAUUAUUCCAACAACGACCACUAUGACCCCAGCAAACACGGAGAAUAAAUCGACGUCAGAAUAUAAGUACAUUGGUGUUGGUGUGGCAGUAACGCUGGGAGCAAUAGCCAUCGUUGCAGUAGCUGUUUUUGUAUGCAAACGGUUUAAACGAUCUGCGAGACCGAUGACGGGAAAUAUAAACGAAUAUUCCACACAUGACAAUGAACACACAUACACUUCUUUACAAGAUAUGUACAAAUCACCCAAUGAUAAUCGUCCGAGUACAGGGACCCUUUAUCAAAACGCUGAAGUAACUGAUGGACGUAUGCAACAGAACCCUACAUAUGAAGGAAUUUAUGAUAACAUCGGUUAACAUGCAUUUUUAAGAAAGGAUUAUGUGAUAUGUUUUCAACAACAAGAAUUACAUAAAAUAUUAGAUGAAACAAUCUGAAACGAUGCAUUUACUGAUAAACAUUAGUCGCAGAGACCACUACUUGGCACAGUAUAAACUAUAUACAUGUACACAUUUGAGUAGUUUGACUUAUGUAUAUAUUGGUGAAAAACUGUGUAUGGUGGUUGUUGAUUCACUUAAGAAAUUGCGUCAAACUUCAAUAAAAAAGACUUAAGUAAAAUGUAUUUGGUAAAGUGUUUUCUGGGCCUUUGUAAAACACUGACUGAAAACUGAUUGUUAACAUCGUUAUCCAGAAGGCGGUGUUGUGUAAUGAAAAACCACCAUUGGCCGUUAGAAGGCGGCAUUUACAUCUUUAAUAUUUUUAAAAGUGAUAUGAUGCGUGGUAUGUAUUGUUAAGCCAAUUGGUCAUUGGGCUUAACCCUUUCCCUCUCAGAAGCAGAGUGAACAUGGUUAUGUGCAAACAGCAUAAAACCAGAACAGCCUGCGAGUAACUGGCGGUCUGUUCAGGUGUUAUGCUGUUUGCUGCUCAUCAAUAUCUAAGGAGUAUCUAAGGGUUGGAAUUGAAUAUUUUAAGAAAGGUCUUUAAUUAUCUCCCAAUAAGGUUUCCGGAGUUUAAUUGUUAUUAAUUGUAUUAAUUGUGAAACAUUUUGUAUUACUCUUUGCUAUGGUUUUUACUUUCAAAUGUUCUACAUCACAGUGAAUUGUGCAUUUUUUAUAAAUGUAUAGGAUU